AUGAGUGGUUUUUAUGAUGUUGAGCUUAAAGUACGACACUAUGAGCUUGAUCAGUAUAGCGUAGUUAACAAUGCUGUCUAUGCAAAUUAUUGCCAGCACGCUCUUAAGGAACUUUUUGAAAGGGUUGGCCUAAAUCCCGACGCAGUUGCCCAAACCGGUGAAGCAUUUGCGUUGUCAACAUCGUCUAUGAAAUUCAUUGCACCUCUAAAGAGUGGAGACGAUUUUGUCAUAAAGGUCAGGAUGACUAAUUCCUCAGCCACUCGCCUCUACUUUGAGCACUUCAUUUUCAAGCUGCCGAAUCUGGAGCCAAUCUUGGAAGCAACAGCCACAGUAGUGUGGCUUGAUCAGGACUAUCACCCUGUCCGUAUUCCAUCGGAGGUGAUAUCUAAAUUUGUCCAGUUUCGUCGCCGUUAGGAGGCUAACGAUGUCU
Messenger RNA from Rosa chinensis, 430 nucleotides. RefSeq names its product acyl-acyl carrier protein thioesterase ATL3, chloroplastic. The transcript is spliced from 4 exons. Gene Ontology annotation, cellular component: chloroplast. The record is from RefSeq and is a predicted model, not a curated record. Gene Ontology annotation, molecular function: fatty acyl-[ACP] hydrolase activity. Bases 1 to 414 code for a protein of 137 amino acids. Lineage: Eukaryota; Viridiplantae; Streptophyta; Magnoliopsida; Rosales; Rosaceae.